Trichechus manatus latirostris (Florida manatee) is the source of this 3201-nucleotide messenger RNA. RefSeq names its product adenosine monophosphate deaminase 2 (gene AMPD2). Gene Ontology annotation, molecular function: AMP deaminase activity. The record is from RefSeq and is a predicted model, not a curated record. The coding region runs from base 269 to 2749 and encodes 826 amino acids. Gene Ontology annotation, cellular component: cytosol. NCBI's taxonomy places the organism in Eukaryota, Metazoa, Chordata, Mammalia, Sirenia, Trichechidae. Gene Ontology annotation, biological process: IMP salvage; AMP metabolic process. The transcript is spliced from 18 exons.
CCCAUCACCAGCAGUCACGUCACUCCAGGAAUUGAGCAGGGGUGAGGAGCCGAGGGAUAAGGGGCGGGAUGGAGGCCCCAUUCCCCGAGGUUGCCUAGACAACAUCAAAAAAUCGUAGCCAGGGCCUCUUCCGCCCGCCGGGCCUCUGCUUCCUGCAUCAGUCACUCCCGCUGGGGGCGGGGCGGAGGAAGGGGUUGGAUGUGGCAAAGCGAGGCUCCGCCCGGAGCCGCUCAGGCUCCCCCCACCUCUUGUCGCCGCGGCCCCAGCCAUGGCAUCCUAUCCAUCUGGCCCCAGCAAGCCCAAGGCCAAGUAUCCCUUUAAGAAGCGGGGCAGCCCUCAGGCCUCCGCCACAGUACCAGAGGCCCGAGCUGGGCUGGGGGCCCCUCCACUGCAGUCCACCCGCUCCCUGCCGGGACCCACCCCCUGCCUCAAGCACUUCCCACUUGACCUGCGCACUUCUAUGGAUGGCAAAUGCAAGGAGAUUGCUGAGGAGCUGUUCAGCCGCUCGCUGGCUGAGAGUGAGCUCCGAAGUGCCCCCUAUGAGUUCCCUGAGGAGAGCCCCAUCGAGCAGCUGGAGGAGCGGCGCCAGCGCCUGGAGCGGCAGAUCAGCCAGGAUGUCAAGCUGGAACCAGACAUCCUGCUUCGGGCCAAGCAAGACUUCCUGAAGACAGACAGUGACUCGGACCUACAGCUCUACAAGGAGCAGGGCGAGGGCCAGGGCGACCAGGGCCUGCGGGAGCGCGACGGGCUGAUGGAGCGGGAAUUCCAGCGGGUCACCAUUUCUGGGGAGGAGAAGUGUGGGGUGCCGUUCACAGACCUGUUAGACGCAGCCAAGAGUGUGGUGCGGGCCCUCUUCAUCCGGGAGAAGUACAUGGCCCUGUCGCUGCAGAGCUUCUGCCCCACCACCCGCCGGUACCUGCAGCAGCUGGCCGAGAAGCCUCUUGAGAUCCGGACCUACGAGCAGGGUCCUGAGACCCCUGUGUCUGCCGAUGCCCCGGUGCACCCCCCUGUGCUGGAGCAGCACCCUUACGAGCACUGUGAGCCAAGCACCAUGCCUGGGGACCUGGGCUUUGGGCUGCGCAUGGUGCAAGGCGUGGUGCAUGUCUACACCCACAGGGAACCUGAUGAGCAUUGCUCAGAGCUGGAGCUGCCGUACCCCGACCUGCAGGAGUUUGUGGCUGACGUCAAUGUGCUGAUGGCCCUGAUUAUCAACGGCCCCAUAAAGUCGUUCUGCUACCGCCGGCUGCAGUACCUGAGCUCCAAGUUCCAGAUGCACGUGUUACUCAACGAGAUGAAGGAGCUGGCUGCCCAGAAGAAGGUGCCCCACCGGGAUUUCUACAACAUCCGCAAGGUGGACACGCACAUCCACGCCUCAUCCUGCAUGAACCAGAAGCACCUGCUGCGCUUCAUCAAGCGGGCGAUGAAGCGGCACCUGGAGGAGAUUGUGCAUGUGGAGCAGGGCCGCGAGCAGACGCUUCGGGAAGUCUUCGAGAGCAUGAACCUCACUGCCUACGACCUGAGUGUGGACACGCUCGACGUGCAUGCGGACAGGAACACCUUCCAUCGCUUUGACAAGUUCAAUGCCAAGUACAACCCUAUUGGGGAGUCUGUCCUCCGGGAGAUCUUCAUCAAGACCGACAACAGGAUUUCUGGAAAGUACUUUGCUCACAUCAUCAAGGAGGUGAUGUCAGACCUGGAGGAAAGCAAAUACCAGAAUGCUGAGCUGCGGCUCUCCAUCUACGGGCGCUCACGGGAUGAGUGGGACAAGCUCGCGCGCUGGGCUGUGAUGCACCGCGUGCACUCGCCCAACGUGCGCUGGCUCGUGCAGGUGCCUCGCCUCUUUGACGUGUACCGGACCAAGGGCCAGCUGGCCAACUUCCAGGAGAUGCUGGAGAACAUCUUCUUGCCGCUUUUUGAGGCCACUGUGUACCCUGCCAGCCACCCGGAGCUGCACCUCUUCUUGGAGCAUGUGGAUGGCUUUGACAGUGUGGAUGACGAGUCCAAGCCUGAGAACCACGUCUUCAACAUGGAGAGCCCCCUCCCUGAGGCUUGGGUGGAGGAGGACAACCCACCCUACUCCUACUACCUGUACUACACCUUCGCCAACAUGGCCAUGCUGAACCACCUGCGCAGGCAGAGGGGCUUCCACACGUUUGUGUUGAGGCCGCACUGUGGGGAGGCCGGGCCCAUCCACCACCUGGUGUCUGCCUUCAUGCUGGCUGAGAACAUCUCCCACGGGCUGCUGCUGCGCAAGGCCCCAGUCCUGCAGUACCUGUAUUACCUGGCCCAGAUUGGCAUCGCCAUGUCCCCGCUCAGUAACAACAGCCUCUUCCUCAGCUACCACCGGAACCCGCUACCUGAGUACCUGUCUCGCGGCCUCAUGGUCUCGCUGUCCACUGACGACCCCCUGCAGUUUCACUUCACCAAGGAACCACUGAUGGAAGAGUACAGCAUUGCCACCCAGGUGUGGAAGCUCAGCUCCUGCGACAUGUGUGAGCUGGCCCGCAACAGCGUCCUCAUGAGCGGCUUCUCCCAUAAGGUGAAGAGCCACUGGCUGGGACCCAACUACACCAAGGAAGGCCCUGAGGGCAAUGACAUCCGCCGCACCAACUUGCCGGACAUUCGCGUGGGCUACCGCUACGAGACACUGUGCCAGGAGCUGGCCCUCAUCACGCAGGCCGUCCAGAGUGAGAUGCUGGAGACCAUCCCAGAGGAGGCGGGCCUCACCCCUAGCCCGGGGCCUCAGUGAGCCUGGCCAAGCUGUUUCCACUGCAUCUCAGCACCCUGACCACGUUUUUUUCUCAGACCUCUCCUGUCACAUCGUGGUCUCUGCAUGUCUUGGUUCUUCUCUGUUUUUGUCCUGCAUGUCUGACCACAUAGCUGGCCCUGUGCCACCCAGUGAAAGCAAUGCCCAGGAAUCUGCUUCUCCAUUGUCUUGGCUCAGGCUGCAUCUGAUGGCCAAGGGUUUGAGGGCUGGCCCUGCUGGUGGACCUGCCCUAGGAUCCUCUGAGGCCUGACUGUCCUGCGGGUGCCUCCAGUGGCCACAGGUGCCUGGCGAGGUUGUGGGAGCUGGCACCUGUACCCUUUGGGGUCCUGCCUGGGCACAUCCAAGCUUUGGCCAGGGCCUACAUUCAGGCCCCACCUUGUUUAUGUGGCUUUUACUGUGGCCGAGAACUCAGCUGUAGCCCAAGCUGCCUGGUC